Phyllostomus discolor (pale spear-nosed bat) is the source of this 1241-nucleotide messenger RNA. RefSeq names its product melanoma-associated antigen B3-like. The transcript has a single exon. Lineage: Eukaryota; Metazoa; Chordata; Mammalia; Chiroptera; Phyllostomidae. Gene Ontology annotation, biological process: negative regulation of transcription by RNA polymerase II. Bases 40 to 1026 code for a protein of 328 amino acids. The record is from RefSeq and is a predicted model, not a curated record. Gene Ontology annotation, cellular component: nucleus.
ACCCACCUGCUCUCCUGACUACUGUCCUUGACAGUCAUCAUGCCUCAGGGUCAUAAAAGGAAGCUCCACAUCCCUGCAGAACACCACCAGGCCCAAGGUGCAACCCAACAUCUGGGGAAUGCCAAGGAGGAAGCACUGGCCUCCUCGUCCCCUCCUCCAUCUGAAGCUGCCACACAGAAGAAGCCUGGUGCUAGGUCACGUAGCCCUGUCAAGUGGCUUCAGAGAGCCCUGUCCACCAUCAUUAAGUCUGCAGGUGUUUCAAAUGUAGGAUUAUCUGAAGGAGCCAACUGCAAAAUGAAGAACAAACCAAGUUCCUCCAAGGCGCCACCUUCCAUGACGCAGUCUCAGAGAGACCGUCAGACUGAGAUGACCUGUAUGGUGGUACAGUUCCUGAUGCAGAUGUACAAAAUGAAACAGUCUAUUAGGAAGGCAGAUACACUGAAAAUUGUCAGUAAAAAGUACAAAAAGCUCUUCUAUGACAUCCUCAGAAGAGCAUCUUCCAGUAAGGAGGUGGUAUUUGGUGCUGACUUAAAGGAAGUUGAUGCUACACAGCAUUCCUGUACCCUGGUCAGCGAAAUGAAUCUCCCUGGCAAUCAGAGGGUGAGUGGUGGCAGCAGGGGAUUUCCCAAGUAUGGUCUCCUGAUGAAUAUCCUGGGCAUGAUCUUCAAGAACAGCAAUUGUGCCACUGAGCGGAAGAUCUGUGAAUUCCUGAACAACAUGACACUAUAUGCUGGAAAGAGGCAUUUUUCAUUGAGGGAACCAAAGAAGCUCAUCACCCAAGACUCUGUGAAGCUCAAAUAUCUGGAGUACCGCCGGGUGCCCGACAGUGAUCCUCCACGUUACGAGUUCCUGUGGGGUCCAAGAGCCCAUGCCGGGACCAGCAAGAUGAGAGUGCUGGAGUUUGGGGCCAAGAUUAAUCACACCGUCCCCUGUGCCUUUUUAUCUAGGUGUGAAGAGGCUUUGGGAGUUGAGGAAAAAUCCAAGCCACAAUGCCAUGAAGGGCUGGCACCAAUGUCAUGGCAGUGAUCGACUGGGCCACAUCCAGCAGCUGCUCCCACAGCUGGUGAACUUGAGGUCACUUCUUCAUUCUGUAGUUGAAGAGAUCAAUGAGUGUUCUGAGCAGUGAAGAGUUGAGUGUGACUGAAGGAAGACAAGGUAUGAUACCUUAGUGUUCCUAUUCUGUGUGGGUGAUUUGGAGAUUCAUCUGUGUUUUCACUUUGUCUUGUUUUUAGUGGAUUUAC